Messenger RNA from Monodelphis domestica (gray short-tailed opossum), 486 nucleotides. Its product is annotated as small ribosomal subunit protein eS8-like. Lineage: Eukaryota; Metazoa; Chordata; Mammalia; Didelphimorphia; Didelphidae. The record is from RefSeq and is a predicted model, not a curated record.
AUGGCGAUCUCUUGGGACAACCAGCAUAAGCACAAGACCAGGGUCAGGCGCAAACCCUACCCCAAGAAGCCCAAGUUCGAACUGGGCCAGUCACCUGCCAGCAACAAGAUCAGCCCCCACCAAUCCACACAAUGGGAGUCUGAGGAGGCAACAAAAAGUCUCUGGCCCAGAGGCCUAAUGAGGGUAAUUUCUGGGGCUCGAGCAUCCCAUCCCACUAGUACUGCCCUUGGUCUUGAAGGAGGAAGAAAGCUGCAUCUCCAGCCAUGGGAAGGACAGCUCCCAACUAACCAGUCCUUCUGCUCCAUUUGCCGGACUCCUGAGGAAGAAGAAAUUUUAAAUAAGAAGCAUUCAAAGAAGAUCCAGAAGAAAUAUGAGGAGUGGAAAAAGAAGGCCAAGAUCAGCCUGCUAUUGAGAGAACACUUCUGCCAGGCAAGUUCUUUGCCCACGUGGCAUCAUGGCGAGGACAAAGAUUUGAGUUCUAUCUAA